Messenger RNA from Candoia aspera, 1915 nucleotides. Its product is annotated as tigger transposable element-derived protein 1-like. Gene Ontology annotation, cellular component: nucleus. Gene Ontology annotation, molecular function: DNA binding. Bases 5 to 1915 code for a protein of 636 amino acids. NCBI's taxonomy places the organism in Eukaryota, Metazoa, Chordata, Lepidosauria, Squamata, Candoiidae. The transcript is spliced from 3 exons. The record is from RefSeq and is a predicted model, not a curated record.
GCGGAUGUUAAAGGGGAGGAGAGAGUCCGCCGUGACCUCCGAUUACAUUUUUUUAAAAGGGGAGUGCGCAGUGGAAAGGAAAGGAAGGGCAGGGAGAAGAUCAGUACUUUGCAACUGGCUCUUAUUUUUGCUUGCGAUGUCUUCAAAGGGAAAGAGAAAGAGCUCCAUUUCAGCUAAAGAAAGAAGCAAGAAGCAAAGGAAAGCCAUCGAUCUUGAUUUGAAGAUGAAGAUCAUCAAAGCGUAUGACACCGGAAAGAAGGUGAAUAUUAUAGCACAAGAAGAAGGGCUGGCCCAUUCCACCAUCUCCUCUAUUUUGAAGGAUAGGGAAAGAAUCAGAGAGGCGAUGAAAGGUUCACCAGGAACAAAAGCAGUUAUAACAAGACAGCGGAAGGGGCUCAUCCACGAAAUGGAAAACCUCCUUAUACUUUGGAUCGAAGAUCAGGUACAAAAGAGGAUGCCAAUUAGCCUUCUUCUCAUUCAGGGUAAGGCACGCAGCAUUUUCGAAAUGCUCAAGGGACGAGCAGGUGAGGAGUGCACCGAAACAUUCACUGCCAGCCGUGGCUGGUUUAUGCGGUUUCAGCGAAGAUUUAAUUACCACAGCACACGCAAGUCACGUAAAGCUGCAAGCACUGAUGAAGCUGCCAAACAUUUUCUGGAUGAACUUGAUGAUAUUGUUGCAAAAGGGAACUAUUUGCCUGAACAGAUAUUCAAUGUGGACCAAACCUGGUUAUUCUGGAAAAAAAUGCCAGAGCGGACCUAUAUACACAAAGAGGCCAAAGCAAUGCCUGGAUAUAAAGCAUUUAAGGACAGAGUAACCUUGCUGUUGGGUGGAAAUGUCUCCGGAUUCAAGCUGAAGCCAUUUAUGAUCCACAAAUCGGAGAAUCACAGUGCAUUCAAAAACAUAUGCAAACACACACUGCCCGUUUAUUACCGAUCCAAUCAGAAGGCUUGGAUGACACAAGUCCUCUUUGAGGAUUGGUGUAUGAAUUGUUUCAUACCCCAAGUAAAAGAAUAUUGCUCGCAAAACAGAAUUCCUUUUAAAAUUCUCCUCCUCCUUGACAACAAACCUGGACAUUCCCCGCAUCUCAACAGUCUCUACCCGGAUGUAAAGGUAGUUUAUCUACCCAAAAACACCACCUCUCUCCUACAGCCUAUGGACCAGGGAGCUAUCACAAUAUUCAAGGCGUACUAUUUACGUGCAGUGUUUGCCAAAGCCAUAGCUGCAAUGGAGGAUAAGACGACACUGCGUGAGUUUUGGAAAGGCUACAAUAUCCUCCAUUGCAUCAAAAACAUCACAGCAGCAUGGCAGGAUGUCACUGUGAAAUGCAUGCAAGGGAUUUGGAAAAAGUGUUUAAAAUGUUUUGCUGUUCUUGUAAACAAUUUUCAAGGAUUUGACCAUAACAAAGAUAUGGAUGAAAUAAAUAAGGAAAUUUUGACACUCAUGAAAUCCCUUGAUUUAGAGGUUGAUGCUGAAGAUGUGAAAAGUUUGAUAGCCUACACUGAGGGAGAGCUUUCAAAUGAAGAUUUAAUCGAACUGAAAGAAGAAUUGGAAGCACGAGGGGCUGUGGAAGAGGAGGAGGAGGAGGAACCAGAAGAAGAACCGGAGGCGGAGGAAGAGGAAGAGGAAGAGGAGGAGGAGGAACCAGAAGAAGAACCUGAAGAAGAACCAGAGGAGGAGGAAGAGGAGGAGGAGGAACCAGAAGAAGAACCGGAGGUCCAGCAGGAUGGGCCUGUUGCAGGUCCCAUCUAUGAAGCAGUGUCAUCUAAGAGGAUCCAGAAGAGGUCCCUUCUCUAUCAUGAGCCCUGCCCUCUGGAACAGUCUGGACUGCUGGAGAGUCUGGACACCUGGCUUCCCCAUAGGCAGCAGCCCCAAAGGCACCAUUCAGGCACUAUGCAAGCUCCUUAUUGCUCUUGA